Cylindrotheca closterium is the source of this 1797-nucleotide messenger RNA. The record is from the annotation of a GenBank genome assembly. Lineage: Eukaryota; Bacillariophyta; Bacillariophyceae; Bacillariales; Bacillariaceae.
AUGUAUGAUGGCGAUCAAGAAGAAGACGACGGACAGCAAGCAGAUUUGGGUCUCACGAAGACAGCUGGGGAAGAGACAUGGAAUACCAACUUCUACAUCUAUCGAGGAGCCCACACAUUAGCAACAAUACCAGGGCCUACUCAUGUUAUGGUCGACAUUUCCGUCAAUCAUAUACCCAACAAUGCCUUUUUUCAACAAGAUUCAUUAAUGUCGGUUGCCCUUCCAAGAGAUUUGCACCAAAUUGGGGAUCAAGCGUUUUCGCAGUGUCAUUCCCUCCUUGCAAUGACCCUCUCACUGCAUUUGGAAUCGAUUGGUCGCUUGGCCUUUGCAGAAUGUACUUCGCUGACACAUAUUGACUUUGCACCAGAUUCUCAGCUGAAAUCCAUGGAGGAUGGAUGCUUUUCAGGGUGUCGAUCCUUGGAACACAUUCAACUUCCGCCCUCCAUUACAAGCCUCGGAAAGAGAAUCUUUUAUAACUGUACCAAGCUUUCAACUAUGGACUUGUCGGCAUGCCAUGGCCUAACGCGGAUCGGAAGCCACUCAUUUGGUUUCUGUUCGGGGUUGAAAACUUGCUUUUUACCAGCCGAAGUGACGGUGAUUGACACCAGUGCCUUUGGCCAGUGUUACGAGUUGCGGCAUCUUCAUCUUGGUAGUUUGCGACAAGGUGGCUCGUCAUCUCAACUUUUGACUAUUGGAGAUGAAGCCUUUGCUUCGUGUCGAUCGUUUAAGUCAAUUGCUCUUCCAAGGUCGCUUCAAAAGAUUGGCAAACUUGCCUUUGCCAAUUGUUUCGAUUUAAUCACAGUCGACUUUGCUCCAGACAUUCAAUUGCGGGAGGUUGGAGAUCAGAUCUUUUUGGAAUGCAAGAGGCUAGUUAACAUUGAACUGCCCGAACCAAUUGCCCAUUCUAUAAUGUUGAAGCACGGCACGUUUGACGGAUGCACGGAUUUGAAAGAGCGAUUUGCGCCUAUCGAAGGCCAAGCGAACGAGAUCUUUCUGAAGGAGGCCCUCAGCAUUCGGUAUGGUAUAUCGCCACUACAUCAGCUAUGCUACGAUCAAGCACAUUAUACAGUCGAAGACGCCAUGUCCCAAUUCGAAAAAAUACUUGCUGAGGAUGCAGAACCGCUCAAGUUCAAGUCGUCGCUCAAGACGAGAUGGAUAGAUAUCUUCCAAAUGACGCCAAUUCAUAUUCUUGUGGCGUCAUCAGAAGGAAACCCAGAGCUCUUAAAGGCAAUAUUGGACCAUUGUGACAGAAAAAUGUCGCAAGUUGGACCUCUGAUGAUGACAGAAGACCUUUGGGGGAGACUUCCAAUACACUUGGCUUGCUUGAGUGACUCACCUAUCACCAUGGUCGAGGUAUUGCUACAAGUCCACACUUCUAUCGAUGUUUGGGAACUGGAGCCAGCACACUGGAAGUCUUGUAUCGAUGCGGCCACGUACCAUCGCAGAGAACUACUUCCUCUUUUGAAGAGGGCUCACCUUGCAAGACGAAUUGGUUCCUUGGGAUUGAUAAAGUGGAAGCAAGAUAUCGAUCAUCAAAUUGAAAACAUUGAGACUGAGAUUGUGAUGGCUAGUCGACGCUCUAUUUCUUCGAUUGAACGCACGUUGGAGAAGUACGAGAAACAAGAAACGGUAGCGCUACUGCGAUCGGCGGUAUGGAAGGCGACUUUGCUGAAGCUUCGUGAACAGCAUGACAGAAUUUUUGAGGAGCAACGAGCUCACUGCUUCAUUCAAUCUGGCGACGAAAUUGCAGUUGCCAACAUUCUACCGUUUUUGGGCCUUCAGCAACAGGCUUCUUGA